AUGUAUCGAUACUUGGCAGGUCCUGUGAGAGACUUUGGCUCUUUGAAGGAUCCAAAUUUAUCAUUCGCAACUCACAAAAGUCCGCCGGGGCGUGGGUCAGAAGGCCCUGUGAGAGACUUUGGCUCUUUGAAGGAGAAACUUAUCCCCACUGACCCUCCUCGCAGCCACUCCUUCGGAUAUUCCUCACCGGGUGAACGGUUCUCUCUGCACACACUCUCGGUGACGCGGCAUCAGGUUCUUCGUCUGAAAAGGUAUUUAAAGACACUGCUGGACUCGGACAUCGUCACUUCGACCUUGGUUCUUCCUAUUCAGCAAGCUUUCUCAAGAACUCCCGCCUUACUUCUGCAGUCCGUUCUACCCUCUGUCCAAAUGACCACUACAAAAGGAAUCGGCCUCAGCAGUAUCACGACGAACGACGAGCUCGGUGCCUAUGUUAGCGAUCCGAAAGUUGCUCAGACCUGUCCCACAGAGCACGACGCGAGGUACCAUGUCGCGCGGAUUUAUUCCGACAAUCCGCAGAUGAACUGGUGCCGUUCCCUUGACCAGCUUCAGAUCGUCCGAGUUGUUUCCCGAAACCACGGCGUCGAUAGCAGUGCCAGCGACAAUGACAGCACCGAAGACAAUGCCAAAACCUUUGGCCUCCCCUCAGCGGGUGACUUGUUCAAGAUCGUCUGGAAAUUACUGCCAGACUUUGUCAAAUCCAAGGUAACGGAUUGGGCUAAAGCCAACUUGCAGGGCCCAAUUGCCAACGAGAUCAAUGGCUACGUGAAACGCGCUCUCAGUCUCCUCCCCCUUCCGGUCCCAGCAUUCUUUGUGAAUGCCGUGACGAAUCUAGUCAUCCCACCACUGGUGGCCUUUAUCGUUUCAAAUGUUCCGAAACUGGACCCAAAGUUGACUACGCAUCAUGGACCUUUCAUAUUCCCCCAUCACACAGCCGAGGGCCAGGAAGUUCUGCAAUAUUUCGAUCGAAGGAUUCUCCUCGCUGCUGGGUUGAAACCCGACCAUCUGCCGGCCCAUCUCGCUGCACUGUCGGCCAGAAAUGACCCAACUGGGGGUACCAACAGCGACGUUCCCGCCAUCGGCCAGCCAGACGAUCGAGACUGCCGCGCAGAUAUGGAGCAAUUCUAUGAAGCUGCUCCUCCAAACGGCCACAGGUCACUCCAGCUUUCGCAGAUCAUUGCGGCACAGAUCAGAACCAACCUGAAAUCUGACCCGGACGCAAACACCUUUGGGUUGGCUGUCUGGAAAAACCUCGAUCAGGACACCAAGAAAAAGCUGAGGGAGGAUGUGAAGGCAGAUCCACCCAACAGGGCAAGUAUCGCGGAUACACUUUACACCCCUGUCCGCCAACUUUUGAUGAAGGCUCCGUAUUCCGUCCCGUCCCCCAUUCUUGACUCCUUCGCUUCCAUGAAGGUGCCCGAGGCCACAGAGUACGUGAUUACCUCGCAAAAUUAA
Laccaria bicolor S238N-H82 is the source of this 1455-nucleotide messenger RNA. RefSeq lists its product as uncharacterized. The transcript is spliced from 5 exons. Bases 1 to 1455 code for a protein of 484 amino acids. The record is from RefSeq and is a predicted model, not a curated record. NCBI's taxonomy places the organism in Eukaryota, Fungi, Basidiomycota, Agaricomycetes, Agaricales, Hydnangiaceae.